Heterobasidion irregulare TC 32-1 is the source of this 2058-nucleotide messenger RNA. Its product is annotated as carbohydrate esterase family 4 protein. Bases 59 to 1537 code for a protein of 492 amino acids. Gene Ontology annotation, molecular function: chitin deacetylase activity. Gene Ontology annotation, biological process: carbohydrate metabolic process. Lineage: Eukaryota; Fungi; Basidiomycota; Agaricomycetes; Russulales; Bondarzewiaceae. Gene Ontology annotation, cellular component: membrane. The record is from RefSeq and is a predicted model, not a curated record. The transcript is spliced from 5 exons.
CAGCCCACUGCUCUCGCUCUUUGCUUUCAUCCCUUUCUCUCCCUCGAACCAGACGGCCAUGAAGCUCGUCUCUGCGAUCUCCGUCGCGUCCUUGCCACUCCUGGCACUGGCCCACAAGCCCUUCCAGCACGCUGCCCGCCAACAGGCCUCCGUCGUCCUCGCCGCUUCUGCUUCCUCCAGCGCAAUCCCCACUGCCUCUUCCUCUUCGUCCGCGCCCUCGUCCGCAUCUGCCGCCGCCUCUUCAGCCGCAUCGGGCGCGUCGUCGGUCACGGUCGCGGCGAGCUCCUCGGCCUCCCUUCCCUCCAUCUCCCUCUUGUCGACGAACCCCACCGCCCUGCCGCUGCAGUCCAUCGUUGCCAAUGCCCCUUCCGCAGCGACUUCAAUUAUAACAACCCCCAGCGCAGGCACCACCCCCAGCGCCAUCCCCAGCGCGCCAGGGCUUCCAGACGUGUCCAAGCUCGUCAUCGCGAACUACCCCGCGCUCGACAAGCCGCCCCCGACGGACUCCCCCGAGGUCCUGCAAUGGAUCCAGGACGUCAAGAACUCGGGCGUAUCGAUCCCCACUUUCUCCGCCACCGUCGCCGGCGGGUGCCCCGCUAACCCCGGCGCCAUCGCGAACGACACGGAGCGCUGCUGGUGGACCUGCGGCGGGUGCACCCGCUCGACCGACAUCGUCAACUGCCCCGACAAGCUCACCUGGGGCCUGACCUACGACGACGGCCCCGCGCCCUAUACCCCGGACCUCCUCAACUACCUCGACCAGCACAACCUCAAGACCACCUUCUUCGUCGUCGGCUCGCGCGCGAUCUCCUACCCCGCGCUCCUCCAGCAGGAGUACCUCGCCGGCCACCAGAUCGCGGUGCACACCUGGAGCCACCCGUCGCUGUCCACCCUGUCGACCGAGGAGAUCAUCGCCGAGUUUGGAUGGACGAAAAAGAUCAUCAAGGAUGUGCUCGGUGUGACCCCGAACAUGAUGCGGCCUCCGUACGGUGAUAUCGACGACCGGGUGCGUGCGAUCGCGAAAGCGAUGGGCUUGACCCCCGUCAUGUGGACCCGAAUCAGUGCCAUGGCCACGUUCGACACCGACGACUUCAACAUCCACGGCGGAACCACGACGGUCCAGCAGGUGCUCCUCAACUGGGAGAACAUCCUCGGCAACGCGACGACGAUCAACACGGGCUUCAUCGUCCUCGAGCACGACCUGUUCCAGCAGACGGUCGAGGUCGCCACGGGCUACAUCCUCCCCGACGCCCUCGCGCACCAGCCCGCGUUCACGAUCGAGCCCAUCAUCACGUGCAACCACCUGCCCAUGUCCGACGCGUACAUCGAGACGAACGACAACUCGACGAACCCCCCCGCCGUGUCCGCAUCAACGGUGGCUACCGGAUCCGCGCAGGCCACGGGCGUGGGAGGCUCGAAGAACAGCAACAGCACAAGCGGCGCCGUCCCUGCCGCCGGUAGCAGCAGCUCCGCCCCCGCGCUGCUGCUCGCCCUCGGCGCGUCGCUCGUCGGCGCGUCCGGCGCGCUCUUCCUCUGAGGGCCCCCAUCUGCCGCCACGCACCCCGCCGAUCAAAGAAAGCAACAGACGUCUGCUAACACAUCUUCUCCCAUGCGUACUCGUAUCUACGCCCCCACUUUACGAUGAGCCGGACACUUAUUACCCGCCUGCCCAUACCCCACCGUCGGAUAGACCACCCCCCACCCCCCCUUUUCCACCCGCACCCGACCGGACUGCCCCAUCUUCCCCGUCUUCUGCUCCUCCCCGCAAUCGCCGUUCAUCCAGUUCCUGUUUGUUUCUCUAUGUUAUCCUCCUCCUUGUGCCCUUUUUGCGUCCUCCUUCUCCUCUUGCCUCUCGCCUCUUCGUGCUUUUACCCAGCGCGGCAGUGAACGAUACGUUGUUGUCCGGCUGCCCCACACAGUCGCUUACCUCCUGUUGCCAUACCAUGUUGUCGUCUCGGACUGGUCCACAUUAGCUAGUUAGUUAGUAUCAAUCACUAGUCGCGCGGAGCGCAUCUACACCGACUUUGCUCGUGUGCGCCUCGUGCUGUGCGCAGCCAC